Messenger RNA from Drosophila grimshawi, 421 nucleotides. RefSeq names its product NADH dehydrogenase [ubiquinone] 1 beta subcomplex subunit 3 (gene ND-B12). Gene Ontology annotation, biological process: electron transport chain; mitochondrial respiratory chain complex I assembly. The transcript is spliced from 3 exons. Bases 44 to 367 code for a protein of 107 amino acids. Lineage: Eukaryota; Metazoa; Arthropoda; Insecta; Diptera; Drosophilidae. The record is from RefSeq and is a predicted model, not a curated record. Gene Ontology annotation, cellular component: mitochondrion.
UCUGUUAUUGUGGCAAGAAGACGGAAGUGCAAUUAAAUAAAUAAUGGGUGGACAUCACGGCGAACCCUACACAGUGCCACAUCCAUCGGUCUACAAGGUGGAGAAUGUGCCCCAAUUGCUUGAGGUGAAGGAGGCACUCGGUCGCCAGGGCCUCAGUGAUCCAUGGCUGAGGAACGAGGCCUGGCGCUAUGAGCCGAAUGCAUUUGGCACACACGCCUCCCGCCUGCGGACGUUCAUGUUCCGCGGCCUGGGCAUUGGAUUCUCUCUGUUUCUGGUCACCAUUGGAGCCGAGUAUGCGCUCGGCAUUGGCAAGGGCCAGGGUGACCAUGGUCAUGGGCAUGGACACGAUGACAAGAAGGAGCAUUAAGCGUUAAGUGAUUUUAGUUGAAUAAAAAUAAAAAUGAAAUUGCGCUUCGAUAAA